AUGCCAGGAGAGCCCCCCGGGGAGCUGAGGUCCCAGUCCGGUCCCUGGAGCCUGGGUGGGGCAGCUCGAAGCGCAUUCCAGCCGAAUUCAGCUCCCGGCAAGCUGGAAGGUCCGGAGCGGAUGCGCGGCCCUAAGAUCUGGACCGCGCACUGCUUCCCCGACCCUGACCCUGACCCUGACCCCACCCAGGACGAGAAGAAGUGCUUCCUGUGUGACUCCCGGCGGCCCUACUCCGCCAGGCCACGGGCGGGCACGGGCCUGCAGGGCUGCCCACCAGUGGCCUUGGCCCCUGACCUCCCUCCUGCCCCAGGUGUCCCUGCGGUCACCAUCCAGCUGGACUUGGAGGCUGAGUUCCAUUUCACGCACCUCAUCAUGACCUUCAAGACGUUCCGCCCGGCCGCCAUGCUGGUGGAGCGCUCAGCAGACUUCGGACGCACCUGGCACGUGUACCGGUAUUUCUCCUAUGACUGUGCAGCCGACUUCCCGGGCGUCCCGCUGGCCCCCCCACGGCACUGGGAUGACGUCGUCUGUGAGUCACGCUACGCGGAGAUCGAGCCAUCCACCGAAGGCGAGGUCAUCUACCGAGUGCUGGACCCUGCCAUCCCCAUCCCAGACCCCUACAGCCCGCGGAUCCAGAACCUGCUGAAGAUCACCAACCUGCGGGUGAACCUGACACGGCUGCACACGCUGGGCGACAACCUGCUGGAUCCGCGGCGCGAGAUCCGGGAGAAGUACUACUACGCCCUCUACGAGCUGGUUGUGCGCGGCAACUGCUUCUGCUACGGACACGCCUCGCAGUGUGCGCCCGCCCCAGGGGCACAGGCCCACACGGAGGGCAUGGUCCAUGGCGCCUGCACCUGCAAACACAAUACGCGCGGCCUCAACUGUGAGCAGUGCCAGGAUUUCUAUCAUGACCUGCCCUGGCGUCCAGCCGAGGAUGGCCACAGUCAUGCCUGCAAGAAGUGCGAGUGCCAUGGGCACACCCGCAGCUGCCACUUUGACAUGGCCGUGUACCUGGCAUCUGGCAACGUGAGUGGAGGCGUGUGCGACGGAUGUCAGCACAACACCGCUGGGCACCACUGUGAGCUCUGCCGGCCCUUCUUCUACCGGGACCCCGCCAAGGACCUGCGGGACCCGGCCGCCUGCCGCCCCUGUGAUUGUGACCCCAUGGGCUCCCGAGACGGCGGGCGCUGUGAUCCCCACGACGACCCUGCUCUCGGGCUGGUCUCGGGCCAGUGUCGCUGCAAAGACCACGUGGUGGGCCCCCGCUGCCAGCAGUGCCGUGACGGCUACUUCGGGCUCAGUGCCAGCGACCCCAUGGGCUGCCAGCGGUGUCAGUGCGAUGCCCGGGGCACGGUGCCUGGGGGCACCCCGUGUGACUCCAAGACUGGAACCUGUUUCUGCAAGCGCCUGGUGACCGGACACGGCUGCACCCGCUGCCUGCCUGGCCACUGGGGCCUGAGCCACGACACGCUCGGCUGCCGUCCCUGUGACUGCGACGUGGGCGGUGCCGUGGAUCCUCAGGCAGGUGGUGGCGGAAGAGGGAGCCACACAGCCUGUCUCCAGCAGGUGGCUGUGGUGGAGCGCCUGGCCGUCCCCGGGGCAGCCCCGUCCUGGACAGGUCUGGGCGUCGCCAGGCUGCAGGCAGGCCAGGCGCUGGACUUCCUCGUGACCUCCGUGCCCAAAGCCAUGGACUACGACCUGCUGCUGCGCCUGGAGCCCCAGGUCCCCGAGCAGUGGGCGGAGCUCGAGGUAGCCGUGCAGCGCCCGGGGCCUGUGUCUGCUCGCAGCCCCUGUGGGCAUGUGUUGCCCAAGGAUGACCGCAUCUCAGGAACGCUGCAACCCGACGCCAGGUCCGUGGUGCUGCCCAGGCCUGUCUGCCUGGAGCCUGGCGUCUCGUACAAGCUGCAGCUGAAGCUGCUGAGAACAGGGGGGCGCGCCCAGCCCGAGGCCCCCAGCCUGCUCAUUGACUCGCUGGUGCUGCUGCCUCGGGUCCUGGUGCUGGAGAUGUUCAGUGGGGGAGACGCGGCGGCCCUGGAGCGCCGGGCCACCUUCGAGCGCUACCGCUGCCAUGAGGAGGGCCUGGCGCCCAGCAAGGCCCCUCCCUCGGAGGCCUGCGGCAGCUGGGCAGGACACUCACGCCUCCCCUCACUGUGGGCAGGGCUGCGGUGCGAGGCUUGUGCCCCCGGGCACUUUGGGGACCCAUCCAGGCCUGGUGGCAGGUGCCAGCCAUGUGAGUGCAGCGGAAACAUUGACCCCACGGACCCUGAUGCCUGUGACCCCCACACGGGGCAGUGCCUGCGCUGCUUAUACCACACGGAGGGCCCACGCUGUGCCCACUGCCAGCCUGGCUUCCAUGGACAGGCUGCCCAGCAGAGCUGUCGCCGCUGCAUCUGCAACCCGCUGGGCACAGAUCCCCAGCAGUGCCCGUCCACAGACCGGUGCCACUGUGACCCAAGCAGUGGGCAGUGCCCAUGCCUCCCCAAUGUCCAGGGCGCGAGCUGUGACCGCUGUGCCCCCAACUUCUGGAAUCUGACCAGUGGCCGUGGCUGCCAGCCCUGUGCCUGCCACCCCAGUCGAGCCACAGGCCCCACCUGCAAUGAGUUCACAGGGCAGUGCCACUGCCGAGCCGGCUUCGGGGGGCGGACCUGUUCUGACUGCCAGGAGCUUCACUGGGGAGACCCUGGGUUGCAGUGCCGCGCCUGCGAUUGCGACCCUCGUGGGAUAGACACGCCUCAGUGUCAUCGCACCACAGGCCACUGCAGCUGCCGCCCGGGGGUGUCUGGCGUGCGCUGUGACCAGUGUGCCCGGGGCUUCUCGGGGGUCUUUCCUGCCUGCCACCCCUGCCACGCAUGCUUUGGGGACUGGGACCGCGUGGUGCAGGACCUGGUUGCCCGUACCCGGCGCCUGGAGCAGAGGGCGAAGGAGCUGCAGCAGACGGGUGUGCUGGGCGCCUUUGAGGGCAGCUUCCGGCACAUCCAGGAGAAGCUGGCCACCGUGCAGGGCAUCGUGCUUGCCCGCAACACCUCGGCCGCCUCCACUGCCCGGCUCCUGGAGGCCACGGAGGAGCUGCGGCGUCAGAUCGGGGAGGCCACCGAGCACCUGACCCAGCUGGAGACACAGCUGACAGAUGUGCAGGAUGAGAACUUCAAUGCCAACCACGCACUAAGCAGUCUGGAGCGAGACAGUCUGGCACUUAACCUCACGCUGCGGCAGCUCGACCAGCACCUGGACCUGCUGAAGCACUCCAACUUCCUGGGUGCCUAUGACAGCAUCCGCCGGGCCCACAGCCUGUCCGCAGAGGCAGGGCGCCGUGCCAACGCAUCGGCCCUGGCCGUGCCGAGCCCGGUGAGCCACUCCGCAGGCACCCGGCACCAGACGGAGGUGCUGAUGGGUGCCCAGAGGGAGGACUUCAACCGCAAGCACAUGGCCAACCAGCAGGCACUGGGGGAGCUCUCUGCCCGCGCCCGCGGCCUGAGCCUGACAGGCAUAAAUGAACUGGUGUGCGGGGCUCCCGGCGAUGCUCCCUGUGCUACGAGUCCCUGCGGGGGUGCCGGGUGCCGGGACGAGGACGGGCAGCCCCGCUGUGGGGGCCUCAGCUGCAACGGGGCGGUGGCCAUGGCGGACCUGGCGCUGGGUCGGGCCCGGCACACACAGACAGAGCUGCAGCGGGCCCUGGCGGAAGGUGGUGGCAUCCUCAGCCAGGUGGCAGAGACCCGGCGGCAGGCAGGCGAGGCCCAGCAGCGGGCGCAGGCGGCCCUGGACAAGGCCAACGCCUCCAGGGGGCAGGUGGAGCAGGCCAACCAGGAGCUGCGCGAGCUCAUCCAGAGCGUGAAGGACUUCCUGAGCCAGGAGGGGGCCGACCCUGACAGCAUCGAGAUGGUGGCCACCCGGGUGCUGGAGCUCUCCAUCCCGGCGUCACCUGAGCAGAUCCAGCACCUGGCUGCCGAGAUCGCCGAGCGGGUCCGGAGCCUGGCCGAUGUGGACACGAUCCUGGAGCGCACUGUGGGAGAUGUGCACCGGGCAGAACGGCUGCUGCAGGAGGCGCAGCGGGCACGGAGCCGGGCUGAAGGUGAGAAGCAGAAGGCAGAGACAGUGCAGGCGGCACUGGAGGAGGCCCAGCGGGCGCAGGGGGCCGCUCAGGGGGCGAUCCAGGGGGCAGUGGUUGAUACGCAAGACACGGAACAGACCCUGCACCAGGUGCAGGAGAGGAUGGCGGGAGCAGAGCAGGCGCUGAGCUCUGCAGGGCAACGGGCUCAGCAACUGAACGGCCUCCUGGAGGCUCUGAAGUUGAAACGAGCAGGGAACAGCCUGGCGGCCUCCAGGGCCGAAGAAACAGCAAGCAAUGCCCAGGGUCGUGCCAGGGAGGCUGAGCAGCUGCUGCAGGGCCCACUGGGCGACCAAUACCAGACAGUGAAGGCCCUGGCGGAGCGCAAGGCCCAGGGCGUGGUGGUCACUUCCUUGCUGGAGAAUUUGGCCGCAAAUAGUUGCCAAGAUAGCUGGGCCGGGAAGAAAGCGCCGUAG
This is a messenger RNA of Myotis davidii, 4524 nucleotides long. It is a transcript of the gene LAMB2, whose product is annotated as laminin subunit beta 2. The record is from RefSeq and is a predicted model, not a curated record. Lineage: Eukaryota; Metazoa; Chordata; Mammalia; Chiroptera; Vespertilionidae. Gene Ontology annotation, molecular function: integrin binding; extracellular matrix structural constituent. Gene Ontology annotation, biological process: basement membrane assembly; substrate adhesion-dependent cell spreading; cell migration. Gene Ontology annotation, cellular component: laminin trimer.